Molecule: messenger RNA, 8432 nt
Organism: Coregonus sp. 'balchen'
Lineage: Eukaryota; Metazoa; Chordata; Actinopteri; Salmoniformes; Salmonidae
Source: the annotation of a GenBank genome assembly
AGGGAGCUGACAGGGCUGGGCCUCAGUGCCUGGACCUGGACCAUUAUGGAAGCUGCUCUUUGGGUGUGCCUUAGUCUGCUCUGUCUGCAGGGCAGCUUGCUCCAGCUCACACAUGGUGCAGACUGCACUGGGACAUCACAGGGUGAAGACUGUGUCGGUGGGCAGACCAUCGAAGGAAAGGUAAGGGAUUGGGGCCCCAGGUUACAGUUGUGGGUUUGUUGCGUUUUGUGGAGGAGCUCCAUUGGUCAGGUAGAUGGAGUUCAGAAGUGUUAGUGCUAGCAGUGUUUUUUUUUGUACAAGCUAUUCAAAACACUUCUCCAGACUCUGCAGUAGCAACAUUAGCGCAGAAGCCAAAGGAAGCCAAUAAAUUCUAUGAAUUCUCUCUGUGUUUCCAUUGAGUGUGUGCUGGGUUAAAAACAACUCCAUUUGGGAUAUUUGGUAACCCAGCACUGGGUAAAUACUGGACAGAACACAUGAUGGGCUAUUUUGACCCAGCCAGUUGGAUUAUUUGGAUUACCCAAACAUGGGUUAAUUUAACCAUCAGUUGUUGUUUUUUGCCAUCAGUUGGGUUGACCCAACAGCUGGGUAUGUUUUAAUGUAAUCCAUAGGUUAUUUUCCAGAAGCGUGGCCUAUUCGGGGUGUGGCAUUCAGAUAAUUAUUUUUGGCCUCCCGUAAGAGUAAAUGUCAUUCCUGUUCAUCAUGUUAAGUUUUUACACUGAAAAUUUCAUAAUAUUAUUAUUGACAUAUCCCAACACUGGGAUAUGAAUAGACUCUUGAGGAACUCAUACACUUGUGUAAGCCUCAUUAAAGCUUCAAUAGUGUCAGUGUUCAACCUUAACAUGUGAUAAAAACACAACAGAUAAACUGCAAUUACAUUUACUCCCACGGGUGGCCAUAAAUAACUAUCUGAAAGCCACACCGCUACUAAGCCAUGCCUCUAGUCUUCUGAGCUGAGCCGCUGGGUCAUAUCUCAAUAACCCAGCAGUUUUUUAAGAAAACAACCCAACUAAGUGACCCAACGCCUGCAACCCAGCAGAUGGGUCAACCAAACAAUCCAGCAUUUUUUUAGAGAGUGUGUGUUUGUGUGUGUGUUUGUGUUUGUGUGUGUGUGUGUGUGUGUGUGUGUGUGUGUGUGUGUGUGUGUGUGUGUGUGUGUGUGUGUGUGUGUGUGUGUGUGUGUGUGUGUGUGUGUGUGUGUGGUAUUUUGGCUGAGCAUGUCAUAUUUUGGAUGGAACACAUGCAUGGAGUUAAAUAGAGUUAAACAUUCCAGUAACCUAGUCAGGAACAAAGUCUUAUUGUAACCUAUUCUAUUACUACUGCCCCCAAAAAUACCCUCAAUGGAACAAACUCUCUGUAGACUUUUAAUGUGGCCACAGAGCUGCCAUAUUUGCGGUCGACAUUCUUUGUGGACAUUCCCCAUGUUCUGUCCAACGUAAUUACCCUCAUCUGGCCAAUACAUACAGCAGAUAUAUGAAAGAUUUUUCCUUCUGCUUGCAUUUUGUUUUUAUAUUUUGAUGUGUGUAUUUUUGUAAUUUCUGUAAUUCAGGGCUCAUCUGUAAAAGAGACCUUAGUCUCAGUAUAACUCCCUGAUAAAAUAAAGGUUAAAUAAAAUAAAAUAAAUAAAGAUGCAGCAUUUCAAAAGACGAUUUUCACCAACAACAUGGAAGAUUGAGUCAAGUAUUAUUUUCCGUGUGGGAAAUAUUCAAGGUUGUAUGUGUUUUGUGUGUAAUUACACUAUUAUAGUAUGUGUAAUUAUAUAAACGUCAGAUGUGGUUGGACUCCCCGUUGCCUUGGGCAGCAUUAUUGAAGAAAUCUAUUUUUAAAAAUGUUUAGUUGAAUUCAAUGCUGAGUUUAUUUGCCUGUGCCUUUUCCCACCAAGGUCAUGGUGAAUGUGGAUAAUGGAACAGAAUACAUUACAGGGGUAAUUUACGGUGCUCGUCAACAACUAGCACAGAACAAAAUGGACUACACUAAAAGUUUUCAUAAUAGAUAAAUGAAAAAAGAGCAGAGCACACCUCGUGCACUGGAGUGUGAAGUGUAUACAGGGCAUGCACUGACCUUUGUACAAAGUAUGGUGUCCAUAUUAGGAAGGAGGAGAGAUAUGUUUAUGGAGGGGAUGUACACUGUGAAAGGGCAUACAAACUGUCACGACUUCCGCCGAGGCUGCCUCCCCUCCUUGUUCGGGCAGGUUUCGGCGUUCCUUGUCUUUGUGAGUGAUUGUUUCAUUGUGAGAGCGAGUAGCUCGGUUGAGCUACUCUUCCAUUUGUUAUUGCCAAGAUGGAAUAUUUCCCUUGUGAUAGUUUCGUUUUGACGCUGGGUGCGUUUUAUUUAUGUAAACGGAAUAAACUCUGGACUUCAGUGUUUUACCUCCUGCGCCUGACUCCUUCAUUCACACCUCAUCACACAAACUCUGUUUUCUUAUAUGUUCUAGUGAAGCCUACCCCGAACUCUUACAAUAUGGCCACUGUUUUCCCUUACUCAUCCUGACAGGAUAUGGUUUAUGUUAACCUAUGGUAACACUUUACAUUCAGUUACUGUAAUACCUGUCUAAUAACAAUAAUUACGCAAUUAACAACAUACAAACAUGUUGUAACAUAUCAAUUUAGUAAUUGUUUAGUAAGUGCAUAUGAGUGGGGUUGAGGUGUAUUAUUAUUAUUACGUAAGUGGAAUAAAGAAUACAAGUUGUUAAAACAUUUUUUUUUAUCACAUCGUAAAAUUCUCUUCUCUCAGAAUGAUGGGCUUCUGCGGCUGAUGCCAUCUGCUCCAAGAGAGACUCAUACCCAGACAAAGCCACAGGUAUGUGAGCCUCCCUCCCCACAAAUACAUCCUACUACAGUCUGCUCUCUGUCACAGAGGGCUUCUACAUUGUACUGGAUUACUUUCCACUCUGGGUUUGUGUAUGUAAGACAUAUCGCUGUAUAAUGGUAACUCCCCAGGAGGAAUAUGAUUCCAAUGAGACACUAAAAUCAAUGCAACUAAAACGCUUGUCCCAAGAUAUUGAAUAUUGAUAUUAAAUAUACAUUCACCAGUCAUUGCACAGAUAUCUGGGUAUAAGACAGGAUAUAGGACUAUAUACCUCUUUACCAACACACGUGCAGGCAUGCACGCACACACUUACACGAUUACAUUUACAGAAGGUAUUUAAUUUCUCCCAAACUGCAUUAAUUAAUGAUUUACAUUUUUCUUGUGCCCAACAGAGAGGACGACUUGGGGCACACUCUACACUUGGUGUAAGACAUUUAUAUAAAUUAGGCUACCUACAACUGCAAAACAAAACAAUACAACCAAUUAGCCAACUAUAACUGUACACUGUUGUUUUUACAGUAAAUUACUGGCAGCACAGUAGCCAGUAGGUUACUGUAAAUGUACAGUACAAUUUAUAGCAUAUUACUGUAACACCUGACUACAGCAACAUGCUGUCAUUCUAGAAUUGACAGUGCCUUACUGGAAGCACAGUGGUUAGUAACUGCAGAUUUACAGUGCAGGCAGCUACUGCCAACAAUUGACAGUAUUUCCGUUACAUGUAUGUGAUAUAAGUAUUUCAAUAGUUUCAAUAUCUAUUUUGUAUUUCACUGGCCUGAAGUACAAUUCAUGUAUCUUGUAACAGUUUAAUAAGAAUACAUACAUUGGUAUUGUCGUAUCGGAUGAGUGGUGGCAAUUAUUGCUGAUAAACAAAGGAGUCCACUCAUACUGAAUCCUUGAUCAUAAGUUUAUUCAGAUCACAAGCUUACAGCAUAAGUUUACAGACUCGCGAGGUCUGGAGAGCAGUGUCCUCCAAUUCUAAUGGCUGCUCUGCCCUUUCUGUAGUCUAGCCCCUAUUUAUAAACAAUACAAAAAGAUGGGUGGCUCCCUCUUCUGGCCAAUCACCAGUCUCUCCUGUCUACAACACACUUCCUGUCUGUUGUAUGUGGCGUUACACUAAAACAUUCCCUUUUGAUACUAACAUAAACAACAUUCCAUUUCUUCAUGAAAAACAUUUAACACCAUCAUAAUCUCAAUACACUACAGUAUUUCCUAAUACAAAAAUAAACUUGCAAGUAGCCCACUUAACUACAUAAUGUCCAGCAGUGUGCUUUGCAAGUGUUAAUUUUUAACAUUUACAUUUUGGUCAUUUAGCAGACGCUCUUGUCCAGAGGGACGUACAGUCAGUGCAUUAAACUAAGGUUGAUUUUAAAAAACAUAUCACAGUCAUAGCAAGUAAAACGUUUCUGUAACCGUUACUGAGAAUGUUGUUGUAAUUAAGAAUACAUUGGUCUUCAAGGUAUUUUGUAUUUGUAACAAGAUACCUUUUGAAGUAUCCUUGCCCAUCUCUGGCUAGUGCCAAGUAUGUUACUGUAGUAUUCACAGUAACUUGCCACCAGCUUCCUUUAAGUUACUGUAAUAUCAGAGCAAUCAUACAGUACAACACAGUACAAUUUGCCUACUGUACAAUAAAUAAGUAUAUUUCACUGUAAUUACAUUGGUGCAAGCAGGUUGGCUGCUAGGUAUUUGUAUAUUACAGCGUAUUUAUGAAUAUUUGGCAUUUUAUAUCACUUGCACUUCUAGAGGCCUAAACAAUGGCUUCCAAACAGGUAAUGAAUACAGGGCAAAAUAGACCAAAAGGACUUGGCAAAACACUCAACCAGUAAAGGUUUAAGACUUGCUGCCACUCUGAUCUGUCCCCUAUACACAUUCAUUAUUUGGGCACUACUACCACAUAUCAGUUUAAUUGGUACAGCAUUCUCACUAGCGGGUGCAACAAAUAUAGACACGUACAAGGCACGCCUCUAAAUAUGUUAAUGACCCAGAGUGUCUUUCUCCAUCCACAACAUUUUCCCAUAAUGCACCAUAAUUCACAGUAUGCUGCAAUGAACAUACAGCAAAACAGGUAAUACAGUACUUUACUGUAAAAUUGUAUUGUAAAAUGUAUAAUAUAAUUUUACAGCAGUGUAUCGGAAUGCCAAUGAGACCUUCCCCCAUUGCUCUUUACAGUACUGUACUGUAAUAUAGAAUUACAGUAGCUAAUUGUAAAUAUGUUGCUCUAAAUUUACAGCAAUUUGUUACAUUGUACAUACUGUAGUUAUACAACACUACUGUAUUGCUGAAGCCACAGUGCUAGCUCCACGUUCAUCAAGAAUGCCUCAUUUAUUUCUGAAUUGAAGUGGAAAGAUGACAACAUACCGUCGGACGUGCCGUUGGACAGACAGAAGAGAGAGUUGGGGAAGCACUCCAGCCUUCCUGGGUCCUUCUCAGCCAAGGGCUUCCCCAACACACUCAUCCAAGUUCAGGUAAUACUGGAGACAGGGAGGGAGACGAAACAGAGGGAGCGGUCUCAAAUGAUCCAAUGGGGCUGUUGUGUUGAAAUUUUUGUGAUCCCUUAAUAACAGUGGCAUAAGAAAGAAUGUGAUGGAUGGUGUACUGGAGUUUCUUAUCAUGAGUUGUUUUCUUGAAGCACUUGGUAUGCUACAGUGGUGGCUAGUGUCAUUUUAAAUAUGAAGGGCUCAUUGUAAUGCUUGGGAUAGAAUAAAUGGAACCGCAUCAAACACAUCAAAGACAUGGUUUCCAUGCUUACCGUUCUAUUUAUCCAUUCUAGCCAUUAUUAUGAGCCGUCCUCCCUUCAACAGCCUCCUGUGUAACAUACAGUAGCCGGGCCCCUGUUAGUUUCUAAAUGAUCUCCCGGGAAUGUUGUUCCUCCAGACAGAGCGGGCCAGGAGACACUUGGGCCAGUCUGGGACCAAGAAGAAUAACAAGCCUAAAUCCAGAGUGGGAUCUUUUUCUCUGCUCAGCAACAACAACCCCAGCGCCACCAUUCAGGUACACAACAUUGCCAUGACAACCCAGGAGCAGACCAUCACAUGAUACAAGUCCAUAGUUAAUAUCAGAACUUUUUGUUUAGUGAGAUUCUCAAACACACUGCUGACAUGAGAUAUGUACAGUGUCCAUAUUAGGACAGCCUAAGUCUCAGCAGGAGUUACUGAGAGGCUACAGUGGCUUGCGAAAGUAUUCAACCCCCUUGGCAUUUUUCCUAUUUUGUUGCCUUACAACCUGGAAUUAAAAUGGAUUUUUGGGGGAUUGUAUCAUUUGAUUUACACAACAUGCCUACCACUUUGAAGAUGCAAAAUAUUUUUUGUUGUGAAACAAACAAGAAAUAAGACAAAAAAACGGACAACUUGAGCGUGCAUAACUAUUCACCCCCCCAAAGUCAAUACUUUGUAGAGACACCUUUUGCAGCAAUUACAGCUGCAAGUCUCUUGGGGUAUGUCUCUAUAAACUUGGCACAUCUAGCCACUGGGAUUUUUGCCCAUUCUUCAAGGCAAAACUGCUCCAGCUCCAUCAAGUUGGAUGGGUUCCGCUGGUGUGCAGCAAUUUUUAAGUCAUACCACAGAUUCUCAAUUCGAUUGAGGUCUGGCCUUUGACUAGGCCAUUCCAAGACAUUUAAAUGUUUCCCCUUAAACCACUAAAAUGUUGCUUUAGAUGUAUGCUUAGGGUCAUUGUCCUGCUGGAAGGUGAACCUCCGUCCCAGUCUCAAAUCUCUGGAAGACUGAAACAGGUUUCCCUCAAGAAUUUCCCUGUAUUUAGCGCCAUCCAUCGUUCCUUCAAUUCUGACCAGUUUCCCAGUCCCUGCCGAUGAAAAACAUCCCCACAGCAUGAUGCUGCCACCACCAUGCUUCACUGUGGGGAUGGUGAUCUCGGGGUGAUGAGAGGUGUUGGGUUUGCCCCAGACAUAGCGUUUUCCUUGAUGGCCAAAAAGCUAAAUUUUUGUCUCACCUGACCAGAGUACCUUCUUCCAUAUGUUUGGGGAGUCUCCCAUAUGCCUUUUGGCAAACACCAAACGUGUUUGCUUAUUUUUUUCUUUAAGCAAUGGAUUUUGUCUGGCCACUCUUCCGUAAUGCGCAGCUCUGUGGAGUGUACAGCUUAAAGUGGUCCUAUGGACAGAUACUCCAAUCUCCGCUGUGGAGCUUUGCAGCUCCUUCAGGGUUAUCUUUGGUCUCUUUGUUGCCUCUCUGAUUAAUGCCCUCCUUGCCUGGUCCGUGAAUUUUGGUGGGCGGCCCUCUCUUGGCAGGUUUGUUGUGGUGCCAUAUUCUUUCAAUUUUUUAAUAAUGGAUUUAAUGGUGCUCCGUGGGAUGUUCAAAGUUUCUGAUAUUUUUUUAUAACCCAACCCUGAUCUGUACUUCUCCACAACGUUGUCCCUGACCUGUUUGGAGAGCUCCUUGGUCUUCAUGGUGCCGCUUGCUUGGUGGUACCCCUUGCUUAGUGGUGUUGCAGACACUGGGGCCUUUCAGAACAGGUGUAUAUAUACUGAGAUCAUGUGACAGAUCAUGUGACACUUAGAUUGCACACAAGUGGACUUUAUUUAACUAAUUAUGUGACUUCUGAAGGUAAUUGGUUGCACCAGAUCUUAUUUAGGGGCUUCAUAGCAAAGGGGGUGAAUACAUAUGCACGCACCACUUUUCCGUUAUUUCUUUUUUAGAAUUAUUUGAAACAAGUUAUUUUUUUUCAUUUCACUUCACCAAUUUUGACUAUUUUGUGUAUGUCCAUUACAUGAAAUCCAAAUAAAAAUCCAUUUAAAUUACAGGUUGUAAUGCAACAAAAUAGGAAAAAUGCCAAGGGGGAUGAAUACUUUUGCAAGGCACUGUAUCUUAGCGAUACUUAGUCAACUUGCAUUCAACAUUGUAUAAUUGAAGUGUUACAUCAUGUCGCUGUUCUUCCAGGUAACCAGAGUACGGAGGCAGCUGCAGAAGGAGAGGAAGAACGGGAAGCCAAGAGGACAACCAGGAGCGUACUCUGCUAUGGACGUCCCAGAUAAACCCGAACCCUUGGUGAGACCCAUGUACCCCUCCACGUAUCCCUCAACCCCAACUGAGUCUAUCAAUCAAUAAACCAAUUAAUCACUUUUUUGUGCCCAGAGAGGAAUUCUGUUUGCAAGCAUGUUAAGAAUAGAGUUCAUUCAAAAUAGUUAAAAACCGCUAACACAAAAAAAGUUUAAAACCUGUUGUGUUAAAUUCACCUCCAUCUGAUUUGUCACUCUAGUCUAAACUAAUGUUUGAUGUGAACAAAUUAAUAACUUGAUUCUUUCCCCAGGGACAAAGACGCAAGAGGAGCGCACAGAAGAAGAAACAGACCAAGAGAAUUGUUUGUUCAUAAACAUUUCAUUAAACAAGGGACUUUGCGGAAGCGCUACUGCUUCAAUAGUUCAUCAACUGUACUUUAUAUCUUCUUCUCUUUGUAAACAUAUUGGUUUUAUGUAUAUUUUUCAAUUUAAUAAUAAUGUAAUAUAUAUAAUGGACACGCUUCCCUGAGGACAAGUAUACAGUACUUUUGAGAACCCCUUUAAUAUUCUCGUUUAUGAUUCUUUUUUUGUUUGUUGUUGUUGGUUGAUGGUGAUUGUUUGGUAACCCUGUGCAUAUUACCAGGUUUAAAUAAAGUAAACAUGUACAGUGAGGGAAAAAAGU